AUGCAAAAGGCGUCGAGUGAAGGGCAGUGUGAUGAAGAACAACCCGUCUGUGGUGCUUGCUCCGUCCGGGGUGAUGAAUGCGUGUUUCCACGUCCAUGUUCUCCACAUGUACAGACAAGAAGAAGACACCCUCAUCCCAACCUCGAGACAUUGUCUCAUAGUGCAACUUAUCCAGUGAUGCUGCCAGGCGUGAAUGCGGAUCGCAUUCAUCCGCUUAAUUUCAAUAUACCACCCAGGAGACCAUCAAAUCCCGAUGGAGAAUCGAAGAGCUGCCUUAAUAUGCAAGAUUUGAAUCUUUUGAAACAUUACAUCUUGCACACUUCCAAAUCCUUGAGUUUGAAUACUCGCAAAACCUUGGCAUGGGAGCGUGUGAUUCCAGAUCUCGCUACCAAAAAUGCCUUUCUCAUGCACCUGCUCCUAGCACUGGCCGGUCUGGAUAUGAUGACAUUAGAAAGCUCAGACAGCUUCAGAGGUACGGAGCCUCAGAUUAACGACUCACCAUCUUUUAUUGGAUCAAUCAAUUCAAGAUCCUUGGCUUCAGACGAAAUUGAGCUUGAAGCCCUGGUUGAACACCAUCAGAAGGGUCUACAAGGACUCCAGGAGACAUUGGCGGCGGCUGGUGACCAAGAUGCGGAGGCUUUGCUUGCGGGAUCAAUGCUAGUUGUUGCUUUUGCUUUUGCUUCACUUGGAAUCAAAACACUAGAUCCAUCUUCUCAGACGUUGUGGCACUCUCCGACCCCGAACUCCAAUUCCGACAUCCCUCAAAUACACUGGCUCCGCCUAGUGCGCGGUGUCGGUUCCAUUGUGCAGCAGUCUUGGGAUACCCUCAAACUAAGCCGAUUAAGACCUCUUUUACUUUACCACAAUGCCAACGAUGACUGGAAGCUACUCGGCCCGGAACCGACAUUCGAAAAUAGGCUCCUAGCCAAGGGACUGUCGGAAAGUCUCUUGGACUUUGCGUUGGGUGCGCGACGAGCAAUCCUGAGACUGAGAGAAUGCCUAAGCUCUCAGCAGCCAGCGAGUUCCGUUCAUGGUGAUAUUCCUAGCUCAGAGUCAACAUCACAGCUCAGCCCCGAAACCAAUGCAACACCCCAGCCAGAUUCAAUAUAUGCGGCACAGGAUCAGACAAUCGAUGUGGUUGAACAGAUGUAUAUGCGAACCAUAUACGUACUAAUGCUACCACAAAUCGAAUUCCCUUCUGAUCGUGCAAUGCAAGCUGAGAUAGAAGAUGCGGCUGUUUCAUCCUGGCCAUACCUCGUUCCCGAAACCUUUAUCUCUUCGCUAGAUUUGAACAACAGUCCUGAUAUAUCUACCGGGUUAUCAUUUGCUAUACUUGCACACCUCUAUCUUCUGAUUGCUCUACUGGAUGAGCUCUGGUAUCUUGGGGGUCGAUUUCGCAUGGAAAUCAACAAGAUAAAUACGGUGGUAGCCAGGUUUGGGAGCCCUGAGUUGUCCGAACUCAUGGUAUGGCCAGUGAGGGUCGUGAGCCUCCAAACGAAGAUUCAAUGA
Molecule: messenger RNA, 1509 nt
Organism: Penicillium malachiteum
Lineage: Eukaryota; Fungi; Ascomycota; Eurotiomycetes; Eurotiales; Aspergillaceae
Product: Zn(II)2Cys6 transcription factor domain-containing protein
Exons: 2
Coding region: 1-1509 (502 amino acids)
Biological process (GO): regulation of transcription by RNA polymerase II
Molecular function (GO): zinc ion binding; DNA-binding transcription factor activity, RNA polymerase II-specific
Source: RefSeq, a predicted model, not a curated record